Molecule: messenger RNA, 1438 nt
Organism: Paramecium sonneborni
Lineage: Eukaryota; Ciliophora; Oligohymenophorea; Peniculida; Parameciidae
Source: the annotation of a GenBank genome assembly
AUGAUAUUGCUAACUCCACAAAUUAGAAAUCGUUAUAGUAGAUUUAAAAUCAUCAACAAAGCAAGAAGAUAAGUAUUUUUGUGCAAAGUGUCUAUACUAAAAGAUAGAUAAUUAAAAUUUGCAUUGCUUACCGAGACUAUUGACAUGAUUUAAGAUAUGAAAACCUAAACCUUGAGAGUCAACAAAGAGGAAAAUCAGAUUAGACUUAAUAAUAUGAAACAAUUAUAAUCAUCGGUAUUAGAAUUCAAAGAGUUAAUCAAGAGUGUUUUAUCUAAAAUAUUAAAUAAUAUUGACUAAUAGAUAAAUCAGAUUGAAAAAGAAAUUGACUUAAAGGAAUUUAAACCAGAAAUAAAGAAUUUAGAAGAAGAUGUUGAAAUUCUAUCAAAUAAUUAUAAAGGUAAUUACAAUUAUGUUAUACCUGUUUAAUAAUCUAGUUUAGAAAAUGAUAUCAAGUUUGUAGAUUCUCUGCAUUAAAUUUUAAAUUCAAUAUAGAAUUCUUAACAGUAUAUUUAGAUAAUAGGUUCAAUAGAAUGUAUUAAAUCAAAAAAAAAAAACUAAGAAGUAACAAAAGUAAAUUAAACUUCUUUGAGAGUAUUUGAUUAACACGUAUUAUCUCAAAAUAUUAUAGAAAGCUCCUAUUUCGUAUAAAUAAUGCAAUAAGCAUAAUAAGAGGAUUAUGAUGGUAAACAUUAAUUUAGAUGAUUAAGAAUUAAGCAAAUUUGCUUGCAUUGAUUGUAUUUAAGAAUUUCCGCUAUAAUAUAUAACACUAGAGGAAGCAAGCAAGAGAUGGAAUUUAUUAAAAGGAUAAUAAGAAGAUCUGAAUAAUCUAUAUAAUUUAAAAAGAAAAAACCAAUAUAAUCAUUCUGUGUAGAUCAUUAAGAAAUUAAAAGAUAAUUACAAUCAAACUCUUAAUGAAAUACUUAUUUCAUUGGAUAAAUAGCUAGAGAAUAGGAAUGAUGAUAUCUUUUCAAGUAAUAAAUUCAACAAUAAAGAAUUAUUGUAAAUGGAUGAAAAAUAAUUCCAACAGAUAAUCAAAUUAUUAAGUUCUAAAGAUUAAAUAAAACAUAUUAAAGAGUAAUAAAAUGCCUAGGACGUCUUCUAAUUGCCACUGUAUGAGUCACAAAAGAUAUCAAACAGCGGAAUGGCUUUUUAAGAAGAUUAAAAAAUAAAUAAUUAUUUAAACUUAAUCAGUCAUUAACAGAAAUAUGCGUCAUAAUUAAAAUAAAAAUUAAUAGUAAGGAUAGUGAUUUCAUUCAAAUCAACUACAGAAAUAAAAGAAGAUGGUAACACCCACCAUAUAGAUUUAUAUAGUUAUUCCUAUAAGAUAUAUGAGUAAUUAAUUGAAUAGCUUGUAAUAGAACCGAAAUGUAUAAACCAAAUACAGCAAAGAUAGAUUUUCUAUAUAUCGGGUUCUGAAGCUCCAUAGAUAAAUUAAUGA